AUGUUUGAGGUGAAUGAGAACUACACGCGUGUGUCAGAGUUUGUGAUCGUGGGCUUCCCGGGCCUCCAUCCAUCCUUCAACCAGCUGGUGGCCUGGUUCUUCUUCUUCAUCUAUGUGAUCACGGUGGUGGGGAACAUCCUGCUGGUGGUGCUGUUUGCCCUGGAGCGCAGCCUGCAGAAACCCAUGUACAUCAUCAUGCUCAGCCUGGCACUGUCAGAUAUAGGCUUCUGCACGGUGGCCCUUCCCAAGUGAUAGCUGUACUGGUGGGACGACGCUGGCAUCUCUUUCUAUCUGUGUCUGAUACAGAACCAAUUCAUCCACUAUUUGAACACUCACCUCUCUCAUCAUGAUGACCAUGGCUAUGGACAAUACCGGUACACUGAGCUGAUGACCAACAGGACCAUGUCUCUCCUAACAGCCCUGUCCUGGGUGUCAGCCAUGAUAUCUCCAGCCAUCACCACCAUCCAGUCAUCCCAGAUGCCUUUCUGUGGCGCCAACCGCAUCAUCCACUGCUACUGCGACACCUCAUCUCUCAACCAGCUGUCGUGUGCUGACAUCUCGUCCCAGAGCAGAGGCAGGCUGAAGACCUUCUCUACCUGUGUUACUCAGGGCUGUAUCAUCAGUAUUUACUACAUCCCCCGCUUCACAGUGUACGCUACACCCUACAUCCCCAACAUGACCAUGACCCCUGACCUCCGCAUCGGCCUCACCAUUCUUUACAG
This is a messenger RNA of Salvelinus sp. IW2-2015, 722 nucleotides long. Its product is annotated as olfactory receptor 10G4-like. Gene Ontology annotation, cellular component: membrane. Gene Ontology annotation, molecular function: G protein-coupled receptor activity; olfactory receptor activity. The record is from RefSeq and is a predicted model, not a curated record. The transcript is spliced from 5 exons. Gene Ontology annotation, biological process: G protein-coupled receptor signaling pathway. NCBI's taxonomy places the organism in Eukaryota, Metazoa, Chordata, Actinopteri, Salmoniformes, Salmonidae. The annotation marks the transcript as partial.